Dermacentor albipictus is the source of this 1159-nucleotide messenger RNA. RefSeq names its product nose resistant to fluoxetine protein 6-like. Lineage: Eukaryota; Metazoa; Arthropoda; Arachnida; Ixodida; Ixodidae. The record is from RefSeq and is a predicted model, not a curated record. Gene Ontology annotation, molecular function: acyltransferase activity, transferring groups other than amino-acyl groups.
UCUGUCUCACAUUGUAAGCAAGCAGAAGGGAAAUGGGGCUGCCGUGUUCCUCAUUGCCGUGCUUAGAAGGUUGAUCAGGACGUGCAUCCCACUUUUCUUCGUCCUCAUGUGGUUUUACCUGCUCCCUCGUUUUGUCACCGGACCGGACACCGAGAAGUUCUUCCAGAGAUUUUACUUGGAAAUGGAGCAACACUGGUGGCAUUUCCUCGUUCAGAUCCGAAACUUUUUUGAACUGAAGAGCGAGGACACAUUCGCACAUAUCUGGUACUUAUCGACCGACUUCCAACUCUUCGUGGUCUCGCUUCUAACAUUGCUGACAUUUAGAAGGUGGAAGCCUGUGGCCCUGGCAUCACUAGCCAUGCUUUCUCUCCUAGGCUGCGCGAUCGCAACUUGGACCGUGGCCAGAUUACACCUACUACCGUUCAUAAUAGUUCCUCACCCUCACUACACGCGGAUGAGGAGCACAGUCGACAAUUAUUACCUCCAGCCUUUUUAUCACGCUGUGUGCUACUUUAGCGGCUGUAUGACGGCUCUUAUUGUCGCCGACUUUCGAGAGCGCAAAAUUUCAAAGAUAUUUCAGCUGGCAGGCUGGUGCGCAUCGAUCACUUGCGGCCUCUUCUGUGUGUUCGUGAAGUUUCCCUGGUACUUAAGCAUGAAACCCACGUCAGAUGGCGCAGAGCUGCUUGUGGCCUUCUUCGACAGGAUACUCUGGUCGUUCUGUCUGUCUUGGAUCACGCUGGCAUGUGCUACGGGUCGAGCUGGUACUCUGAGCAAGUUCUUGUCCUGGAACGCGUUUGUUCCUUUGAGCAAGCUUUCGUAUAGUGUGUACUUGAUCCACAUGCCAUUCCUUGAACUGUUGGUGGGAUCAUCAAGGGAACGAAUCUACUGGUCAGUAUUUAAUCAGGUCACACUCACCUUUGCCGUGCUCGUCUGGAGCUUCCUGCUGUCAUACAUGACCUUCAUCGCGUGCGAGGCACCGACCGGAGCCCUCGACAAGUUGCUUUUCGGCAGGUUGAUUGGAAAGGGCGGCGCCCGGAGGCAGGAACAUGAAGAAAAACUGGCAGGCAUCGACGUGAAGUCACAGAACAGUGGUGGAGAGGGCAACGACAUUUCGCUGCGCAAACCAAGGAGUGGCGCUCGGCCAUGCAAUAGUGAAUAA